Messenger RNA from Orbilia oligospora ATCC 24927, 972 nucleotides. RefSeq lists its product as uncharacterized. NCBI's taxonomy places the organism in Eukaryota, Fungi, Ascomycota, Orbiliomycetes, Orbiliales, Orbiliaceae. The record is from RefSeq and is a predicted model, not a curated record. The transcript is spliced from 3 exons. Bases 1 to 972 code for a protein of 323 amino acids.
AUGCUUUUGAAGUCUUUUAUUGUCGGAUCGAGCUUCGUCGCUCUUGUAUCCGCUGGAUGCAAUGCUGACAACUGCUUGCGAGCCAUCCGUGCGACUUCGCGGCUUGCCUCUGCAAGUGUGGAUUGUGCUUCUUUCUUUGCUAUCCCUACUGUAACCUACACGGAUACACUGAGUUUCUCUGAAACUUCUUUCUCCACGACCUUCAUCACCAAAACGACUACUAUCGAGCUUACAGCCACAACAUCAGUGGAUACAGCCACUACAACUACUCUCAACAUAGCCCCUACCACAACUCUUACAGUCCAAGCACCUCUGAGAAAGCGAGACGAAGUCCAAACUAUACCCGCGUAUGCUUCACCAUGUUCUGGCGCUGUUAGGUUUUCUAGUGCUUGCCAAUGCAUUGGAAUUGUAUCACCCACAGUGACCCCAUCAACGACAAUCACAAUCUCGACUACGUUAUCGUUCUCCACUAUUCAAACUAGCAUCGAGACUUCGACCAUCUACACUACAGUUUCUACCAAAACCCAAACAAAUGUAAACGUUGUUACAAAUACUGUUGGCGGUGUGGCAAUACAGACUAUUAAACCAUUCCAGAUUGAAGUCAAGUUUCCUGACAAUUCAGUCAAGUACCUCAAGCCUUUCGUGCGAUUUCCUUCUAGUAAUCCCGUUAUAUAUACUGGAUUCGCAGAUACUAAAGCUGAAACGCCGCUUUGGUACCUUGAUGGCACUACAAUCAGGAGCGUUGCUGGAGAUGUCUUAGAUUGUCAAGUUGGCAUCACGUGGGGUUGGGUAUAUGCUCGUAAUUAUGACGGCGGCAUAUGUGUUUGUUCAAUUGACGCCGCGCGCCAAAUACAAUGUACAGGGUCAGGAAACAGCCUUUUUGUGGCGUGGGACUUGCGAUUGUCAAUUGCUGCUAAUGCAGGUUCAGUCUGGGGAUCUUAUCAGUUUGUCACUCUCAAAGCAGUUGUGUAA